Messenger RNA from Pungitius pungitius (ninespine stickleback), 853 nucleotides. RefSeq names its product transmembrane protein 81 (gene tmem81). Bases 5 to 796 code for a protein of 263 amino acids. NCBI's taxonomy places the organism in Eukaryota, Metazoa, Chordata, Actinopteri, Perciformes, Gasterosteidae. The transcript has 5 exons. The record is from RefSeq and is a predicted model, not a curated record.
CAAGAUGCAACAUUUGACCGUCAGGAUUUGCCUCCUGUUGCUGCUCCUCCACCAUCUGACGUCAGUUAAGGAGGAGGAGAGCGUGCAGGUGGAGGUGAUCGUUGACAGCUCGCCCUGCAGCGCCACCUGUGGGCUGGGCGUUAAAACUCAAACCGUUUGUCUGAUGAAAGAUGGCGAGAAAGCCACGAAAGCAGUGACGAGCAAAGAUGGAACGGAGGUGUCGCAGGAUUGCCGUGUCCGUAGGGUAAAGUGUCUGCAGUCGUGGCGGUGUGGACUCAGCACCAUGACUGUGACGUCAGGACAGAGAGUGGAGCUUGACUGUCUGGAGGAAGUCAUGAAGGCCAUGGGGAGGUUCUCUUGGAGGUUGUCGUGGCGUUACACCCGAGGAAUAAUCACCUCUGAUGACUCUCUGUUCAUCCGCUGGGAUGCUCCUCUACUGGAUCGAGUGAUCCUCAACCCCGUCAGGGAGGAGGACGCAGGUACUUAUUGUUGCACCGUGCAGGACGUCACUCUGCGCAGGGUGAAGAGGGCUUGCUGGGGGAUCCGGGUCUUGCCCGCCAGGGUUCUCAAUCUGAACCAUGAAAGCUCUCAGGCCCGGUGGGAGUCCACUGGAAAGCAGCAGAAUGACACCGCGUCACACCAAAUCUACACAAUGGUGAUCACCUUGAGCUUGUCCAGCCUAGCUGUUGGAAUCCUGCUGGCCGGCCUCUACUUGGCAGUCAGAAAUUUGGAGUAUUUGGACAGAAAUGCGGAAAACGACAACAAGUACCAGUCAAAUAAUGCAGUUAAGCGAUAAACUCUACAUGGCUACAAUCAAUUUUCUUGGGAAUAAUAAAAAAAACACAUAGUGCUA